Molecule: messenger RNA, 2041 nt
Organism: Papilio polytes (common Mormon)
Lineage: Eukaryota; Metazoa; Arthropoda; Insecta; Lepidoptera; Papilionidae
Exons: 1
Coding region: 263-2026 (587 amino acids)
Source: RefSeq, a predicted model, not a curated record
AUUGGGCUAUGGAAAAAUAAAUUCCAUAAUGUCAAUAAAGAUAAUUUAUGUAUAAAGAAAAUCGCUUCUAAAACUUCAGCAUCGUACCUUGCGUGACAGAUUUUUUUUCAAUAAGAUUGUUCAUUACUUUAUGAGGUAAUUAUGAUUCAUUGUGCGAUCCAUUUGCACCAUUACGUUUGAUUUUAGCUCAAGAUAACACCGCUGCUGUAGCGCUUUGUCACGGACUACAUUAUAUUCAAUCGCUUACACCAACGCGACCGACAUGUUGACUAAUGAAAACCAUUAUAAAUUACUGAUGCCUUCAAAUGUUUCGGCUUUUGAGAAUUUAGCAAAAAGCGCUGCAAUAAUAGCGCUUAACAAUUUCGAAUGGAGAUUCACAACUUUUGUAUUCUACAACAUGACUAUUUUGUACGGUAUAGACUUCUUUGUGAAGAAAUACAAGAAAACUUUAAUCCUAAGCAAUGGUCACUUUUAUCCACGAUAUGCGGAAAACAUUCAUCAGUAUAUUCUCUUCGAUACAAAUCUAUCAAAUAUCGAGCACAUGUUGAAAUGGAUGAAUAAACGUAGAUUCGACAACACCGGAAAGUAUAUCAUCACUUGUUUAUCAAAUCAAGAUUGCGAUGAAGCAAAGGCUGUGAAAAUGUUGUGGAAUUACAAAAUAGUUAAUGUUGUCUUACUCAAAACAGGAGAAUCAUCCAACGAGACAGACGUGUAUAGCUAUUUCAACACGAAGUAUGACUGUAAGAGGAUUCGGCCAACAAAAUUAGAAAAUUGGCAUUCUUGCUUAUUCGUUAAUGACGAGAAAUGUAUAAAAAUGUUUCCUUUGAAAUUAAGAAACUUACAAACAUGUCCAAUAACUGUGUCAACUUUCAAACAGAAGCCUUAUAUGAAAAUAACCAAAGGUGUUCCCUCAGGAGCCGAUGGAGAUUUGCUUCUUUUAAUUGCAGAAAAGUUAAACGCUAGUCUCGUACUGAUGACUCCACGUCGAGGCUUCGGAUGGGGUAAGCUGGAAGAGGACGGGACUUGGACCGGAUCCCUUGCGGAUAUUUACUAUAACCUGGCAAACUUUUCUAUGACGUCUGCUAGCAUCACACUCAGUCGAUUCUCACAGUUUCAAAUGUCUAUAGAUUAUAAUACAGUGAGUGUGGUCUGGGUUACCCACCCCUCAGAUUUAGAAUCUCCGUCUUUAAAGUUAAUGCGCCCUUUUAAUUUCGAAGUAAGGAUCGCUUUAGCACUGUCGUUUUUAAUUAUUGUCAUACUAGCUAUGUUCAUAAAAAGUAAAUGCAGUGAAUGCGUGUUUCGAGCAACUAAGACGAUACGACCUCGCCGCAGCCUUGUGUUCUAUUCGUGGGAACUAUGUAUGGGUUUGCCGUCUACGAGGCUACCGAAAAACUCUGCAUUCUUGUAUGUUGUUCUCUUUUGGAUUUGGUACUGCUUCUUAGUCAGAACUAUUUACACGGUAUUCCUUAUAAAAGCUUUGAAGACUAAUAAGUAUCGUUUAGACCUACUGACAAUAGAGGAUGCUAUAGCAGCUGACUACGAAAUCGGCGGCGGUUCGGCGCUAAAAGAUUACUAUAUCGAUGAACCAACAAUUUAUAACCGCUGGAUUAACUUAGAAAGCAAUGAAAUCUUUCCGAUGAUGUUUAACAUUUCUAAUGGUCAGAAGUUUGUGAUAGGAGUAAACAUGGAGACAUUUAAAUUGUUUCAAAGAAAUCUGAGCAUCGACCUGCAUAUGCUACCACAAAAGGUAAUCAGCAGCCCAACUGUGAUAUUUUUUAACAAAUUCUCACCGUUAGUAGCACCGAUUAAUACAAUUUUAACGCAAUUGAUAGAAGCAGGAUUUACUUCUAAAUUGUACAAGAAUUAUACGAAAUCGAGAUAUAGGAGUAGGUCGAGUGGGAAAAAGAAGGCAAUCAAUCUAGUGCAUUAUACCGGUUGUUACGCUAUUCUCAUCGGCGGCUGGAUUAUAUCACUCGUAUUUUUUAUACUAGAACUGGUUGCUGGAAGGUCAAGGUUUACUUCAUAAAAUAAGUAAUUAAAU